AUGGACCGACUGGAAUCGAUCCUGGCCGAAAUGGGAUCAGUGAUAGUCGCCUACUCCGGUGGAGUUGACAGCGCGUUGCUGGCUCUUGCGGCCCACCGAACCUUGGGAGAGCAAGCCCUAGCGAUAACAGCAAUUUCCCCUGCGUUGGCUUCAAGAGAGUUGGACGGCGCGGUGCAAUUGGCAGGAAAGUUCGGAUUCGGACACCGCACUAUCCAGACCGAUGAAAUGGACCGGGAAGGUUACGUGGCCAACGCGUCCAACCGAUGCUACUUUUGCAAAACCGAACUAUAUACCAACUUGUGCAAGCUGGCGGAAGAUGAGGGUUAUGCCUGGGUAGCCAACGGGGCCAAUCUGGAUGACUUGGGCGACUACCGGCCCGGCCUGCUGGCUGCCACCGAGAACAAGGUGCGCAGUCCACUAGUAGAAGCAAACCUGGACAAGGAAACUGUAAGGCUCCUUGCCAAGAGCCUGGAGAUGCCUGUUUGGGACAAACCGGCCCAACCUUGCCUGUCGUCGCGCAUACCUUACGGUAUUCCUGUGAGUGCCGAAACCCUGUCCAAAAUUGAACGGGCUGAAGACUAUCUCAAGAGCUUGGGCUUAAAGGAAGUUCGGGCCCGACAUCACGACAACCACUGCCGGGUCGAGGUGGGAGAAUCGGAAAUGGAGUCAGCCUUUGCCCAACGCAAGGAAAUCGCUGCCAACCUCAAGAAGAUUGGCUACCUCUGGGUAUCCCUGGAUUUGUCGGGGCUGCGCUCCGGCAGCUUAAACGACCAACUGGGAUCAACAAUUUCCAUCAAAGCCAACCCCGAAACAGGUCCUGACAUGGCCGAUUCACAAACCCGCGGGAACUGA
This is a messenger RNA of Geodia barretti, 852 nucleotides long. Lineage: Eukaryota; Metazoa; Porifera; Demospongiae; Tetractinellida; Geodiidae. The record is from the annotation of a GenBank genome assembly.